UGAUGUCAGUAUUGCUGAUGAAAAUGAAGAGCACAGAGACACAGAUCCAGAGAUAUAAUCUACCCCAUGGUACCCAAUGAGGCUGUUCUUGUAAGGUGCCCAGAUCAUCUGAAUGAUUUUGCACUUUCAUUCACCUUAGCAGAAAGAAACACCACUUGCCAAUGCUGCAUUUUGGGCUGCAAGAAAAGGAAACCUGGCUCUCCUCCAGCUGCUGCUGAACAGUGGCUUGGCACAACAGCUCUGAUGGUAGCAUCUUACUAUGGCCACAUAGAUUGUGUACGGGAAUUGGUGUUGCAAGGAGCAGAUAUCAAUCUGCAGAGAGAGUCAGGUGCAACUUCUCUGUUCUUUGCUGCACAGCAAGGCCACAAUGAUGUAGUGAAGUUUCUCUUUUCAUUUGGAGCCUCCACUGAAUUUAAGAAUAAAGAUGGAGGCACAGCUCUCCUGGCUGCCUGUCAGUACGGGCAUGCAAAAGUAGUGGAAACUCUGCUGAAGCACGGCGCCAACAUUCAUGAUCAACUCUAUGAUGGAGCUUCUGCAAUUUUCCUGGCAGCACAAGGAGGAUAUCUGGAUGUCAUCCGAUUGCUUCUCUCUUCAGGAGCAAAGGUUAACCAGCCACGACAGGAUGGGACAGCUCCCUUGUGGAUUGCCUCGCAGAUGGGUCACAGCGAAGUGGUGCGAGUGAUGCUGCUCCGGGGAGCGGAGCGAGACGCCGCGCGGGAUGAUGGUACAACUGCUUUACUGAAGGCUGCUAUUAAAGGCUAUAACAAUGUGAUAGAAGAGUUGCUGAAAUUCUCUCCCACGCUUGGCCUGCUGAAGAAUGGGACCUCUGCUCUCCAUGCAGCUGUCCUGAGUGGCAACGUAAGGACAGUGGCACUGCUCCUGGAGGCAGGAGCAGAUCCAUGCCUGAGGAACAAGGCAAAUGAAUUGCCGGCAGAACUAACAAAAAAUGAACGCAUCCUCCGACUCCUCCGCGCAAAGGAAAAGCAAAGGAAAAGUUAAUGCGGCCCUAUGGCAGAUGCAGUGUGACAGAGAUGUGCCCUGACCACAAGUAGCAUGACAGUAAUCCUAGGUUGGAAUGGUUUGCAGAACUGAUCAGCCUGUCCAGUAGACGCUCCCUGAACGCACCAGGCCCUUGCCACAGGGUCAACAUGAGCUGGCACCUCUGCCUGGCAUCACUGAACGUGGGACCAUGACAAGAGCAGGGGGUGGCCCAGGAGCUGCAUUUGCACUGCAGCCCUGCCUGUCCCCCAUGCAUCCCAGCACAGGCACCCCUGCUGCUUCAGGCACGCACCCCCUGCUGUCAUGGCCACAGACCCAUGACAGUGUGGGUAGGGAGCACUCAGCCCUUGCACCAGAAGGAUACCUGGACCUUGCAGCUGUUUGGAUUCAGCUGUUCAUGGAGCAGCCCUGUGAUGCCCCUGCCCUCCCUUCACUGACAGUGACCAUUUCUCUCUACCUCCAAGUGCCAUGUGAGACUAGAGGUGAGAUGCCACCUGAGCCAUCACAACAGCAAAAGUUCUCCUGUCAGCCCAGGGCUGAGGUAACAUUUUUGCUGCUACAUGAAGCUCCGUAAAAAUGAUCAAGAGUACUACAAAUGAUGCCAAAAGCUACCAACCAAACAAGAAGCAAAGGGAUGUCUUCUCAAUUGCAGCAUCUUGAUCUGCCAGUCUGUCCAGCAACAGAAACACAACAGAGCAGUUGAUUUUGCGAUGCCUACACAGCUUAUGGGGAUCCUUCCCCAACCUUGUGUGCAUUUUUGUGAGUAGAAGAGGACUGGUUGCUGAGCAAACCAACCAUGCCUAAAAGGGCAUUUUUCCACAGGUGCAAGUACAUCAGAAACUCAGCUGUCAGGCACAACAAACUGCACAGAUGCUACACAAGUGGUAUUUGUAUGUUCUGCACCCAGACUAUGGUUUAGUACCCAUAGCUAUUAUGCAAAGCAUUCAUUCCCCAGGUCUAUGGUAGGAACUAAGGGAGAAGUGCACAGUGUACAGGUGUUUCAACUGUUGGUGAGAGGGUUAAACCUGAACAGGCCCACUAAUUAUUGCAGACAUGGAAAGUGAAAUCUGAACAGCAGUUCUGGUCUUUGUUGUGGUUAAGACAUUUAGAUAUGCUACUAGUGCCUGUGCGGGGAAGGCAGUGCAGAUUGCAGGUGGUUUGUGAGAAGCUGUGCUGUAACCAUAUUGCUCUAAGACACCCCAUUUAAACCCAGUCAUUUCUGCAGUAUAAACAGUGUAUACCAUAUCCUGUUAGCCACAAAACCAUUAGAGAUAAAUUUACAGUGAGUUGAGGUAAAAAGUUAGUUCAGUACAUAAAUCCAGGCACUUUACCCACUUUCAAACCUUGGCAAAUUACUGAAGAAUUGCUUUAAAAGUUGAAGACAAGGAAGAUUGUACGGACACAAAAUAAUUCUUGCUUAAGAAAUAUCUGCCUAGGAUUCAGCUGAACUGCUGCACUUUUGCUUUGGUGAGUUAAAAGGAAAUCUGUAGGUGAGCUAACACAAAUGAAUGCCAUUUGUGUAUUGCAAAUUAGCUAUAUGAAUUAUCAAACCAUAAAGGUUGGUUGUUUGGGGUUUUUUUGAGAAAAAGUUAGGUAAGAAGUCGGUGUUCUGGUGAAGAGAACAGAACCAGGUAUACUUUUUCUUGCAUGCUGGAAUUCCUAUUCAAUUUCUAUUCUGCAUUAAAUAGGAAUAGCUUUAAGUUUUCCAACAAUGUAAUAAGAAAAUUUAUUUGUUUAGAUAAUUUAUGCUGCUGUAUUUUUUAAUUAAAAUAAUGUUGUGCCUAACAGAAACUUGCAGAUAACUGGUACAGAACCAAAGAAUUAUGCAAGAUGCUUAGAGGAUGACUGUAUCCAGAGUCUGCAAAAGACUGAAAAAUACUGAGCAUGCAGAAAUCUCAAGAGCCUUAUUGGGAUCUUAAAUUGCACAGCAUUACAAGGGACUGCACUAUAACUUCUUUAACAAACAACGCUGGAGAGGACAGGUUUACUUGGAUCCUCCAGUGGGUUGAAGAUGAAUGAAUUUUGGAGAACAGUAGAGUGACUCUGGGCAGCCUGGCCUCAGUAUUGAACUUUCACUCUGAAUUUUCUACAGAUCAACAACUGGCAACAACCACACUUUCAAGGGGAAAAGCCCUUUCAUAUUUGUAAAGGAGGUGAAUAAUAAUUAGAAGGUCUUCAGUAGCUAUGCAAUAAAUACUCUUAGUAUCAGACAGGCUGUAGUAAUCACACCGUCCUAAAAAUGUGGAAGCAUCCAUUGUUGGUGAGGGUCUCCUAUUUCUUCCUGAUAGCAGAGCAUAGGAGAGAGGACAAGGCAAGCCAACACUGGUCCUGCAACAGCUAAAGUAAGGAAGCUGAGACAACAAACACAGGUAUCCCAUAUCACAGGUGGCCCUUUCUUUCUGCCAGGUGUAUUUUCUUGGGAGUGUUGUCUCAUCCCAAAGGGGGCAGUUACUCAGCAAAGAGCUUCUUUAACUAUGCCUGUCCAUGGGAAGAUGCAUGUCUGCUCCUCACGACUUAGAGCAGGACUUUCUAAGUCCUGUGUCCAGCUGCCUCUGGUCACUGCAGCUGGGGAUCUCUUGAAACACAUGAAGAGCACCUGGGUCCCAUCCCAUAGAGAGUACCUGCUGACCUUCCAAGAGAAUGCAAUUACCAGGUUGGGGGUUUUUUUGGAGUGAUCUUGUGCUAUAAUAAGCUUUUCUUCUGAACAACGUUUGAAAUGCAGGGCUAGCACAGGUUUCAGGGAGAGGUUUGGUCUCUUCUUGUUCUUGCUAGUGCUGGCUGAUACUAUACACAGGCUGUGUGGAUGGAUCCAUCAUGGAGACCUGGCAAUGAAGUCGUUCUCUGCCUGAUUCAGGCUGAAAUUGAAUCUAGCUUCAGCAAUGACACUAUUCGACCAAAAUGAGACUUCUGGCAUGGAAACCUUCUUUUUUGGGAGCAUUUGUUUAAUCUUGGAGCCUUUGGAGAGAGAGAUGGUUUCAGUUCUGGGCUCCCUGUAACCCAAAGGUGCUUAAUCUGCCUGUAUAUGGGCUCUAAUGUUGCAAUACUGUUUAUCACCAUGCAAUUCAAUGUUUUCACAAAGAAACCUUAAUAAUUAUUAGUAUUUAUGUAGCUGUUGUUAUCUUUAAAGUGUUCAGCAAAUAUUGCUGUGGUCUAUUUGUUGUAUUAAAAUGGAAGCCCAUUUUCCCUUGGUGGCUGAAGUGA
Catharus ustulatus (Swainson's thrush) is the source of this 4200-nucleotide messenger RNA. It is a transcript of the gene ANKRD29, whose product is annotated as ankyrin repeat domain 29. The record is from RefSeq and is a predicted model, not a curated record. Bases 67 to 999 code for a protein of 310 amino acids. NCBI's taxonomy places the organism in Eukaryota, Metazoa, Chordata, Aves, Passeriformes, Turdidae. Gene Ontology annotation, molecular function: protein binding. The transcript has 10 exons.